AACAGUGGGCAUUAUUAAUGGUGUGUGUUUUGCCACAACCGCCUCAGUCCGUCUGCGCUUAGAGCCAGCAAGGCAGCUCAAAGUACACAGAGGAACAUUGCUGGAACGUGAACGCCGCUGGAAUUACCUCCAAAAAGAGCUGGAAAUUGAAAGUACAGGCCUUAACGGCUACCAAGUCUUCACCGGGGAUUUGCACAGCUCAUUUCUGUCAUGGAGUAAUUCCUGGAAAGGUAUUGUGGACCGUGUUUUCUCAUGUGAAGGAGUGAUGAUGUUGAAGCCAUCCGCCCAUAAACAGACGUUAAGCCCAUGACUGGAAACCAUGAAGCAGCCAGGAAAGUGACCCAGGCGGACACCACAGCCUGAGUGUGCCAUUCACUGGCACCAUGGCAUCCAACGAGAGACUGUACGAAGUCUGGAUGCUCUACUGCACCAAGAGGGAUCCAGACUACCUGAAGAUUUGGCUGGAGACUUUCAUCAACUCCUACGAGCAAUGCCUUGACGUGGACUUUGAAAAGCUUCCUUCAAGGCCAGAGGAGAUCCCACCAGUGUUGACACUCCUUCCAGACAACAUCCUGCAGGUUUUGCGCCAUCAGCUGCUGCAGUGUGUGCAGAAAGCCUCUGAUGGCCUGGAGCCGGAGCAGCAAAACCUGGCACUUCUGCUCCUCAAGUUCCUUAUCAUUAUCUGCAGGAACCUGUCCAAUGUUGAGGAGAUUGGCACUUGCUCAUACAUCAAUCACAUCAUCACCAUGACAACACUCUACAUUCAGCAGCUGAAGAGCAAGACCAAGGAGAAGGAGAUGGUAGACCAGAGUCAGGCUGAAGAGUUUGUCCGUCAUGCGCUGGCAUUCUGUGAGAGCCUCUAUGACCCGUACCACAACUGGAGGCAUCGGACAUGCGGAGAGCAGCUGGGAACAGUAGAGAGGAGCAGGCAGAAGUACAAGGCAGCUCCGCUCACGGUUGAGUUUGUUCCUUUCUUUUACCAGUGCUUCCAGGAGAGCGAGCACCUGAAGGAGAGUCUGAAAUGCUGCCUGCUACACCUGUUCGGAGCCAUAGUAGCUGGGGAUCAGAGGAAUGCUCUGCUUGCUAUCUCUCCAGCCACCAUGGAGGUGUUGAUGCGGGUGCUGGCCGACUGCUCCAUGGGUAGCUGCUCUUCAGAUGAGGCGGAGGACUGGGACAGCGAGGCCCCCGACCGGAAAGCCCUGCUGACUUUGGGCUGCCUGAGGGAGGUGGUGCAACGUCUCCUGGCCUCCAGCUCCGACCAGCGACAGGUGGAAAUCGCCUCGGUGCUGGAAAACUAUUUCAAGCUGCUCAACUCUGACCCAGCGGCUGUAGUUGCUGCUCGACAACAGCAGCAGCAACAAGCCAAAGGCCGGGUUCCGACACUGGGCCGACACUGGGAAAGCCGAUUUGUGGCGCUACAAGUGCACAUGCUAGACACUAUCAGGGACAUGUUCCUGUGUUCAGACAGGCCAGUUCUACAAGCCAUCUUUCUCAACAGUAACUGUUUUGAGCAUCUGACACGACUGCUGCAGAACAGCAAGCUGGUUAAUGCUAGGUGCACCGCGCCAGACAAGGACCAGAAAGAUAUAACCAACAACAGGUUACAGACAGGAGAGGGGGACACUCAGGUGAUUCAGGGGCGACUCGACUCCCUUGCUGUGGCAACCAUCAAAGCCCUGACAACAGUGAUGCACAAGUCACCAGCUGCAAAGGAGGUUUUUAAAGAGAGGAUUGGUUACAAUCAUUUAUACGAAGUGAUGAUCACACUCGGCCAGCCGUCCCGGCACCUUCUCAAAGAGCUGAUGAACAUGGCAGUGGAGGGUGAGCACACCUCAGUAGGCCUGCUGGGCAUCAGUAACGUGGAACCGUUGCUGCUCUUGGUCCAGUGGCUUCCAGAGCUGGACUCACCUGAACUGCAGCUCUUCACGGCGGAUUGGCUCCGCCGCCUCUGCUGCCUCAACCGUCAGACCCGGGCCACCUGUGUCAAUGCUACCAUGGUCAUGCGCGCUUUAGCUGCUCUGGAGCGUCACGAACGGCUAAACAGAGCUUGUGCUGAAAGCCUGUUUGGAUUAGUGGGAUCGCUGGGCUCUCAGUCGUUGAGCAGCAAGGAACUGCUGGGACUUCUGCGUCUCCUCAGGCCUACGGAGUCCAACCAUGCACAUCCUUAUGUAGGUCCAGCCCUGAGAGCGCUCCUAAUUAUGGUUCGGAAGCAGGGAUUAGAGUGUGCCAUGCAGUACUUUGAUCUGUCACCCAGCAUGGCCGGCAUUGUGGUCCCAGUGGUGCAGCGCUGGCCAGGGUCUGCCUUCAGCUUUCUUGCCUGGUUGUCUCUGGACCAGGACCAGCUGGGACCGAUCAGCAAAGACAAAAGGAAACAACUCUACAGCUUUUUUACCCCUGGAGGGACGGGGUUUGAGGCCUUUAUCAGCUCAGCAGGUGUCCUGGUGGUGGCUGUGUGCACAAAGAAGGAGUACGUCACCGUCAUGUUGCCUGAUUACUGCUUCUGUGACUCCCUCUGGCACAGCGUUGGUGUGGUGCAUGUACCUGGAAAGAGGCCGUUUGGACAGAGUCAGGUCUACAUUUAUGUGGAUGGUCAGCAGAAAUUGUCCGCCCCCCUCAAAUACCCCACCAUGACAGAACCGUUCACUUCCUGCUGCAUCGGCUCAGCAGGCCACCGCACCACCACUCCUCCUCCCUCCCAAAUCCCAGACCCUCCCUUCUCCUCCGCCACCACGCCCAGUACCCGCUCCUCCCUGGGGGGUAUCCUCUCGCCGCAGACCUGGGGAGGGCUACUGGGGGGAAAGCCAGAGUCUGUGACUAAGCUGAUUUCAGCUGGGACCCAGGACAGUGAAUGGGGAAGCCCAACGUCCCUGCAGGGCCAGCUUGGAAGCGUCAUGGUGUUUCAUGAACCCCUGCAGCAAAACCACAUAAAAGCCAUCUGUAGUGCUGGUCCAAACUGCAUCUCUCCUUUUAAAGCCCAGGAAUCAGAACUUGGUGAUCUUUCAGCCAAACUGCUGCUGCACUACUCUCCCAAGGCAUGUAGAAACCCAAUCUGCCUGGAUCUGUCCCCAAACAUGCUGCAUGGACGCCUGACAGGGAGAAAAGUUAUCAACUGGGAUAUCAAGGAUAUGAUCAACUGCGUUGGUGGCCUCCCAGUGCUAUUCCCAAUACUGGAGCAGUUGGCCUUGGUAACCCCUGACCAGCAGACCAGUGAUCCUGCAGCUGGAUCAGACUUCAUCACCCCUGAUGUUGUGACACCAGCUGAUGGAGACUGGGUCAUUCUUCCAUCUAACAGGGCUUCAGAAGCACGUCUGGAGAAGAAUCUGGUGGCAACUUUCCUUCUAGUGCUGAAGCAUUUCCUGCAGAGACACCUGAUCAACCAGGAGAAUCUGCUCCACUCACAUGGUGUGGGAACACUGGGAGUUCUGCUGCAGAAGCUUCCAGCAGGUCACGUGGACGUCAGCGUGCUGGUUGCGAUGCAGCUGUUAAUAGAGCAGGUGACUUUUGAGAAGAACCAGUCUUUGCUGCAGCAGCUUCACACACAUCUGCUGUUCAAUUUCAACAUCUGGAACAAAGGAGACUUCCCUCUACGCAUAGGUCACAUCCAGUACAUGUCCACCAUCAUCAAAGACAACAGGAAGCAGUUCAGGAAGAAAUAUGGAGUUCAGUUCUUGUUGGACACCAUGCGCCUCUAUUACGGGAAAAACGGUAGCAAAGAGAAUGACUUGAGCGAAGACGACCUUCGUACCAUCCGGGCAUCUCUGUGUGGCCUCAUCAAGUACUACAUCAGCAAGGGCAUGUCCCAGGAGGAGAUGCUCAGCAUUCUGGGAUACACGGCUGCCAUCGGGGAUGAAGAGCAGCUGUGUGGUCUCCUGGAGUUGUUACUCAGCCUGCUUCAGAGCAGUCCGGCCAAAGACCAGCUCUUCUUGCUCCUCUUCGAGCCUGCAGCUGCCGACUCCUGCUACACUCUUCUUCUCAAUAACAAAUACUCAGAUCGACUCAGAGAGCUCGUCUUCAAGCUGUUUGAACGCAUGUUACGCUGCGAUCGGGUUUAUGAGAAGAACAAACAGCGGCUGCGCCUCAGGGAGGCUGGUUACGCCGGUCUGUCGCUGCUUUUCUCAGAGCUUCAGAUCACUCCCACCCUUAUCCGCUGCCUCCUCAAUCAAAUCCUCCACACAGAUCAAGUUGUGAACUAUAAGGACCUGAUGGCUCUGGUCCAGCUGACCCACCGGGCCGGAGCCAGCGUACGCCUCAUUGUCUGCAAGAGGGUGUACCAGCUGCUUCAGUCCAAUCAGGAUGCUGCUAUCCAGAUCUCAAAGCAACAGUGUUGGCAGGACACCCUGAUGCGUCUGUAUCUACGAGGUGAAGGCUCUCUGCCUCUUCGCAGCUCUGACACCGUCAGCGCUUGCAGCCUGGACCUGAACCGGAGCGCCAACCGCCUGGAGCUCCCGCUGGACAGGAGGGCACGGGCAGGCAGCCACGGGCGCCUGGACCGGCUGGACGACGACCGGCUCAGCAUCGGCGACACCCGCUCUGUCGACAGCCUGGAAAACGGCGAUGUCAUCUCUCUGCUGGACACGCCGUCUUCCUCCGCCUCCACUGAGCCUCAGCCUAACGCCAAACCCUGGGUGUUGGGAAAGUCUGGGGGCUUGAUGCUAGAUCUGUCACACCUGCAGGCAUACGAGGGCGGGGAGAGCGGCAGCCAGACCCCUGGAAGCAUGCCCAGUACACCUUCACCACUGGAGACCUCAAAGCCUUUCCCUGGGUGCUCUGGUGAUCGAGAUGCAACUUCAUCUCUGACUGAAGACAGCUUCCUGUUUAGUGAUAACAUCUCAUUGGGGGAGUCCAUCAACAAUACUGAGAGGGCGGAAGAGGAGCUGUGCAACAUGCUGCUGGAGAUCGUCCUGGGUGUGAUGUGGCGAGGCGUCGAGGGAUCCGAUGAUUCGGCGUGGCUGGAACGUGGUCAGGUCUUCUCAGCUCUUACUAAACUUGGAACUGCCAACGAGCUGCUGCUUCCUGUCGACCAAAUCAAGCUCAGUUUAAUGGAGCGCAUGUUGGAGUGGGCGGUGAGUGAUAACCGUGAAGCAUCCACCGCUACGUUGCCGCAGCACACGGAGAACGCAGUUCGGUUGCUCCAUAUUGUCCAAGACUUCCUACAGGCUGAGGGUUUGGUCAAUCCAGCGCUGUGGACAGAGAAGGUGUUGGAGGAGACCAUGACGCUGAUGGAUUGCCUCAUGGUGUGGUACUCUUCUGGCACUCAGUGGUUCCACCUCUCCCAAGUUGGACUAAGACUGCUUCUAGGCUUCAUGGCCCAGGAAGACCCUGAGGUGUGCUCUAUGGCCACCGCCAAGCUCAACGGUAUCCUGCAGACCAAGGAGGUGUCGAGCCAGGACGAAGCCUGCUACCUGUUGGGAAAGGUGGAGGGAAUCCUGCGGCGCUCCAUUCAGGAGCAGACCGAGGAGAUGUACUCCUUCCUGGUUCCACUGCUGCGAACGCUGCUUUCCAAAGUCCACCGCCUCCUCUACAUGGAGCUGCACCUGCCUUUGCUCCCCGACACCAAUGGAAGUCCAUCCUUCUUUGAGGACUUCAAGCUGUACUGUAAUUCACCUGAGUGGCGCGUAUACCUCGACAAAUAUAUUAUUCCUUAUAUGAAGCAGUAUGAAAUUGAGACGUUCAGUCAGGGUCAUGAGACCAUGGCUCUGUACUGGAAAGAGUGCUACGAGGCCUUCAUGGUUAGCUUACAUAAACGAGAAAGAGAGAGGGGUGAGAGCAAGAUCUGCUUUCAGGAACAAUUUGUGGAGCCUUUCUCACGCCGUGGUCGCCAGGAGAACCUACGCUACAACAGCAUGUUGAAGCAGCAGCACAGCCAGAAUAGCGCCACCCUCAGGCAGUGGAAGGCAGCGAGGCGGGGGCUGGUGUGUGAGAGAGGACCGUGGGCUGACAGAAAACAGGAUGAGAUGCACUGGAGGGUGUCCAGUGCUGAGAACUUCUCCCGGAUGAGGCUGAAGCUGGUCCGCAAUUACAUCUUCGAUAUGCACAGAGAGGCCAGUGCACUGAGAGACAACCUAGGCGUCCAUCAGCAGCGCGUGAACCCUGAGUCUCUGCUGCUGGAGGCUGUGAAGCAAGUCAAAGUCAGUGACCUGGAAGACGACAUCUUAGAGCUGCCGGAGGAUGACCCGGCUGCUGCCAACAACCAGGCUGAAGCAGAGGAGGCAGGUCAGAAGGAAAAACUGGUCCUGUUGGAGGACUGUGAGCUGGUGACAGUGGUGGACGUGGUCCCCGGCCGUCUGGAGCUUACCACUCAACACAUCUACUUCUACGACAGCAGCCAGGAGAAAGAGGAGGGAGUCGGCCACGACUUUAAAUGGCCCCUGUCGCAGAUUCGAGAGGUCCACCUCAGACGAUAUAACCUGCGUCGCUCAGCUCUGGAGAUUUUCCUCAUCGAUCAGACCAAUUACUUUCUCAACUUCAAAAAAGAGGUGAGGAACAAGGUCUACAGCCGCAUGCUGAUGCUGCGAUCUCUCAGCCUCUAUGGAACCCGCUCACCACAGGAGCUCCUCCGAGCCUCUGGCCUCACACAGAAAUGGGUGAACCGGGAGAUUUCCAACUUCAACUACUUGAUGCAGCUCAACACAAUUGCAGGCAGAACAUACAACGACCUCGCUCAGUACCCAGUGUUCCCGUGGAUUCUAGCUGACUAUAUAUCAGAGGAGCUGGACCUCUGUGAUCCUCGGGUUUUCAGGGACCUGUCAAAGCCGGUUGCAGUGCAAACCGAGCGUAAUGCCAAGGCAGUGAGAGAGAAGUAUGAAAGUUUUGAAGACCCGACAGGAACCAUUGACAGGUUUCAUUACGGCACUCACUACUCCAACGCCGCCGGAGUGAUGCACUACAUGAUCAGAGCCGAGCCCUUCACCUCCCUCCACAUCCAGCUGCAGAGUGGGCGGUUUGACUGCGCUGACCGCCAGUUCCACUCCAUCCCAGCAACGUGGCAGACCCUCAUGGACAACCCCAACGACGUCAAGGAGCUCAUUCCCGAGUUUUUCUACUUCCCAGAAUUUCUUGAAAACCAGAAUGGUUUUGAUCUGGGUCGCCUGCAGAUUUCUAAGGAAAGGGUGAAUGAUGUUGUUCUGCCCAAGUGGGCCAAAUCCCCCGAGGACUUCAUCUACAAACACCGCAAAGCUCUGGAGUCGGAGUACGUCUCAGCUCACCUUCAUGAGUGGAUCGAUCUCAUCUUCGGUUACAAACAGAGGGGCCCUGCAGCAGUGGAAGCGCUCAACGUGUUCUACUACUGCACAUACGAGGGGGCCGUGGACUUGGAUGCCAUCACUGACGAAAAGGAGCGAAAAGCUGUCGAGGGCAUGAUCAGCAACUUUGGUCAGACUCCCUGCCAGUUACUGAAGGAGCCCCACCCAGUACGUCUGUCCCAGGAGGAAGUGGAGAAGAGAAAGGCUCAGCUGGAUUCUUGUCCUCUCAACAUGUUCGAACACCUCGGUGAUCUCAAGUCCUUCUUUGUUGAGGGCAUCAGUGAUAACGUCCCGCUGGUCAAAGCUGUGGUGCCAAAGAAUCAGUCACAUUCCUUCAUCACUCAGGGGAGCCCCGACACAAUGGUUACAAUGAGUCAGAACUGUCUGGUUGGGACUCAUGGGUGGCUACCUUACAACAAGAACAUUUCCAACUACUUCACCUUCAUCAAGGACCCCACCGUGUCCAACACCAAAACCCAGCGUUUCCUUUCGGGACCCUUUGCUCCCGGUGUGGAGGUAGCAGCAGGGUUGUUUGUCGUGUCCCAUGAUGGAAAGCUGCUUUUCAGUGGCGGACACUGGGACAACAGCCUUCGCGUCACUUCACUGGUCAAAGGAAAGACGGUGGGACAGCACAUCCGACACAUGGACAUUGUAACCUGCUUGGCUACAGACCACUGCAGCAUUCACCUGAUCUCUGGGUCCAGAGACACCACCUGCAUGGUGUGGCAGGUUCUGCAGCAGGGUGGAGCUCCUGUAGGUCUCUACCCCAAACCGAUCCAGGUGUUGUAUGGACACACAGAUGAGGUGGUCAGCGUCGGUAUCAGCACAGAGCUGGAUAUGGCUGUAUCUGGUUCACGAGACGGGACGGUGAUCAUCCACACGGUGCGUCGAGGUCAGUACAUGCGCUGUCUGCGACCACCUUGUGACAGCUCCCUGCCGCUGUCCAUCCUCCACCUGGCCGUGUCCUGGGAGGGACACCUGCUGGUUCAUACGUGUCUGGAGGGCAAAGCAACGCUUAAAGAUAAAAACACCCUCCAUCUUUACUCUGUAAAUGGAAAACACCUCUGCAGUGAGCCUCUGAAGGAGCAGGUGACGGAUAUGUGCGUUUCGGGCGAGUAUGUGAUCAUCGGCAGUGAGCAGGGGUAUCUGUCCAUCCGUGAUCUUUACAGUCUGUCUCUGUGUGCUGAGCCCAUGGCCAUGCGGGUGCCGGUGCGCUGUGUCUCCGUCACCAAAGAGCAGAGCCACGUGCUGGUGGGCCUGGAGGACGGCAAGCUGAUCAUCGUGGGCGUGGGCAAGCCGGCGGAGGUAAAGAACUCGCUGCGGAACUACAUCGCUCAGAGCCUUGAGGGGUCCCCACUCAUGGCUUCCCCCCUGCUGGCCCCCCUCCGGGCUCGAUCUCCAACCCGCCUGAUCCACCAGCGUGAUCAGCUGGUGUUCAGCCCCACUUCCAGCUCUCAGAAACCCUAGCAUCCAUAGCCCCCUUCACUCCCUUUACACAUUCACUCACACAUGAAACGUCCUGCUCGUAUCUUCCAUGCUCGAAGCUCGUCUCAGCGUCUUCGGAAACCUUUUCAGCCCGCAGUCACCUCUCCGUCUCAGGGAUGGUUGUCAUCCACAGCCAGUCGCUGCAAACACACAGCUGAGCAGAGGCAGCAGCCGUUCGAGCCACAACUGUGAUUUACCUCAUCCUUUUAUUUGAAAUAUUUGACAUCUGUUAUGGUUUACUUGAGUUGACCUGAAACAGACUUCAUCUGAUGCUGUAAACCUUAAGUGUUAUUACGAUCUGUGCUUGCUCUUCAGACCCUGACGGUAUGCUGUGAAACAAACCUAACACGAAUUAGCGUUUCUGCAGACUCAAGCCAUAUUAACAGACUACUAAUAAUCUUGUGCCAAGACGUUUAAAUAAUGUAAAUAGUGUUAGAAUCGAUGUUUGAGGCAGUCGCUGUCUGAGUAUUUAGAUCUGAACCUUUUGCACUUUAUUGCUUUUCAUCUUUUCUGCUCAAAUUGACUCUAAAGUGAAUCAAGCUUUAUUUUUUUUUCAGCUUUGACAAGUCAGUCAAGCUCUGAUUAACUUAGCAAUCACUCAUGAAUCAUAUCCCUCCUCCUUCUUUUGUUUUCUUUGACUUCACACUUUUCUUUCCCCAUCCUCCCCCCCUCCUUCCUCCUCCUCUCCCUCCAAAUUUUCCCAGAUGCGUUCCAGCCAGAUCACUCGGAAGCUGUGGGGCUCCAGCAAGAGACUGACUCAGAUCUCCUCGGGCGAGACGGUGUACAACCCCCAGCACGACAACAGCCGACCCCUUCCCAGUCCCUGAGCCCUGAAGCGUUCCCACAUUCCUUUCAUGCUUCCACAGUUUUCCUCUUUUUGUUUGACUCCCUUUAAUUCCUCCAUUACUUCCCUUUAGUUUUAUCAGGUGGAGGCUGGAAAUCUGCAUGUGUGUUUUCCUGCUUUGGAUUAGCGCUGGCGCCUCAGGUAAAACACACCGCUGCUUCCCUCCUCAUCCUUCAUCACUUCCGCAUCAGUCAGUCUGAUUUAAACAGAACAGCCCUUCCUCUGUGUGGGUGAAGCGAAUCGCCAUGCGUCUGAAAACAUAGCUUCAAGUGGCCUUUUGGUUUUUUUUGUCCCCUCUUGGUUUGACCCGGAUGCAGAUUUCUCCCAGCAGCCUUAUGCAGUAAGACAGCGCCACUCACAAGACCAAACUCGCUGCCUUUUUAUGCGUUUUAUAUCUUACUUUCUUUUUUUUUCUUUGUGUGUGUUUUUUAUUGAAUGAAUGAAUGAAUGCUUGUCCUGGACAACGUGGCGUCUACUCAUUUAAUUUAACCGAUCCGGCAGUGAUGGAGAAGUUUUGUAAGUUUUUACACAUGGCUGACUUGUCCUUCGUGUUUUAAUAUCUGUAUUUUGUUUUGUAAAAAAAAAUUCAAAGAAGUCACUAAACUAUUAUGAAAACACUACAUUCUUAAAGAUUUAUCACAGCAGAAAGAAAGAAAGCACCUUUGAGGUUAAAUAUCUUCAUGCUUCACUGAAUGUUUUUGAGUUACUUGAAUCUGUUUAUUUAUGAUUAAACGUAGCAUUUUUUUUGUUUGUUUUAAUCACAUAUUGUCUCUUGAAGACUAAUACGACAUAUUAGAUUACACACCGGUAAAAGAAGGAGAAAGAAAAAAUCCUCAAGGGCUCUUUGAUCAGUGUUAACAGCAAUACAGCUUCCUCUCUGCCCCACAUCGACCUCUCAGACGUCUUCCUGCAGCCUGAUGGAGACAUUUAGUAUAAUCUAACUUCCUAUGUCCCCUUCUGAUGUCUCCAGCACUCAUCUUUGCCCAAAAUCAUCCUUCUUUAUUUAAAUGUCCUUCUUUCUCCAUGUUGUGAUUGAUUUCAUGAGUUCUCUUCUUUUUAUGGGGCAUCAAGAAUGGUUCACACCUUUUUUUAAGGUUGCUAAGGAGAUUUAUGUGUGUUUUUAAGGACAAUUUGUGUUGCCAAACAUAUAUAUGGAUGUCAGGAGUUGUGUGAACUACAGCAGUUUGCUGCUAGUUUUACUGGUUUUUCCUCUGAUGGUGGUGAAGUGGUGUUUAGAUUUUAUUUAGAAGUCACAGCAGAGUGGAGGGAGGGACCAGUCUGUGUCCUUUAUGAAAUAAUUUCAUCAAAAGGUGCAUAAAAAGUUUUAUUUUUCUUCCAUUCAUCCAUCUUUGUCGUUAGGACAAACGACCACUGUUUGAGUUGCUCCACGACUGCAACAAACGGAGUGCCUUGAAUCCCGCGUGGUGUUAGCAUAGAUGUAGAUUUCUCUUGUUACCGAACCUCAUCGUCCCCGAAAUCAAGCGAAAGCAGCAUUCCACGUCAAACCUCCACCAUCAGUGGGAACAAAGAAACUCUAAAAGUACUAUUUUGUGUCUUAGCUGCAUUUUCUGUGACUGUCACCAAAAUGGAUGUGUGUAUAUCUGUGAUUAUUUAUGAAUACAGUAUAUAAUGUACAGCAUGAUUUUUAUUUCAGCGUCUUUGAAAUGUACUUUUUGCACUUUCCAGGUACUAAAUUGUAACUAAUUGUUUUAUCUUUAGCCCCCUAAACUGUACAAACUGCUUUGUAUACACAAGUGGAAAAUGAUCAUUAAAGUCUUGUCUAAAUUAGA
Molecule: messenger RNA, 11360 nt
Organism: Melanotaenia boesemani (Boeseman's rainbowfish)
Lineage: Eukaryota; Metazoa; Chordata; Actinopteri; Atheriniformes; Melanotaeniidae
Gene: nbeal1
Product: neurobeachin-like 1
Exons: 54
Coding region: 384-8708 (2774 amino acids)
Biological process (GO): intracellular protein localization
Cellular component (GO): cytosol; membrane
Molecular function (GO): protein kinase binding
Source: RefSeq, a predicted model, not a curated record